AUGCGGAACAGCUGUCAAAUAAUUUCCUCAUUUCUGGAUACAGUAUUUUUAACGUUUCACAUUAUUGUUUAUGUGCAAGCCAGUGAGAAAUAUUCCAGUGGAAUUAUCUCUCCCGGUUACAACGAUGUUUACUCGGUGACAAAAUGUAAAUCUGACAAAAGCAUGGCAGAAAACAAGUGUGACAGAAAUCUGGAAAUUGACAGUGUACAUUCCAACCAUGUAGAAGAAGUACAUAAUGUACCGAUUGAUGUCUUGAUCAGACCUAUACCAUCCAUAUUAGAUGAGAGUAAAGUAGCAUCACUGAUGGAAACCAUAAUGGAUGAUGAAACAAGGGAUAAAGUGCCACCUAUAGAUGUUUUAUGGAUUACAGGCAGGCAAGGUGGAGAUUAUUUCUAUUCCUUCGGUGGAUGUCACAGAUACGAGGCCUAUAGACGAUUGAAACUGAAAACAAUACCAUGUAAACUAGUGAAAUCUACUGUAGAAAAUCUUAAAACAUACCUUGGAGGAUCAACACCAGAUCUUUUAUGAUUGAUUCAUAAUUUAUUUGGAAGCUAUUUUACUGCUAUUAGCAAUAAAGAUACCUCAAUUCAGAGGCUGGAACCUUAAUUGAGGUGUCUUGUUUUUGAUAAAUUUUGGUUUAUAUAAUAUUUAUUAUUAUUAUCCUGAUAGAUGUCAUUGUUUAACCGAAACCUAUUGAUGAAUAAAGUUGCUUAAACCGA
This is a messenger RNA of Ruditapes philippinarum (Manila clam), 719 nucleotides long. RefSeq names its product sulfiredoxin-1-like. Lineage: Eukaryota; Metazoa; Mollusca; Bivalvia; Venerida; Veneridae. The transcript is spliced from 2 exons. Gene Ontology annotation, cellular component: cytoplasm. The coding region runs from base 1 to 528 and encodes 175 amino acids. Gene Ontology annotation, molecular function: sulfiredoxin activity. Gene Ontology annotation, biological process: cellular response to oxidative stress. The record is from RefSeq and is a predicted model, not a curated record.